Molecule: messenger RNA, 3754 nt
Organism: Haliotis rufescens (red abalone)
Lineage: Eukaryota; Metazoa; Mollusca; Gastropoda; Lepetellida; Haliotidae
Product: sulfoquinovosidase-like
Exons: 11
Coding region: 118-2331 (737 amino acids)
Biological process (GO): carbohydrate metabolic process
Molecular function (GO): carbohydrate binding; hydrolase activity, hydrolyzing O-glycosyl compounds
Source: RefSeq, a predicted model, not a curated record
CAUUGUUCUAGUGAAGGUGAUUCAUCCCCACAUCCGUCAUCAGCCGAGGACGAUACUCCCCUUACUGCUUGUGAUACUGAACACGUUCGUGUUACCGCCGCAGGUACAUCACACACGAUGUUGUUGAAAGUCCUUGUGUUGGCAGUACUCGCCAGUCCGGCGUCGGGGUUCAAUUUUACACAAAGCGGAAACUCCUUCAGUGUAUCCCUGAAGGACCUGCUGCUGCUGCAACAGAGCCCCGACUUGCCGUGUGUCUACGUGGGGAAGGUGACAACAGUUUUCAAUGAGUACCUGGGGAAUUUCCACAUCAAACAAUCCACCGACGAAAGGGUGGGUCUGUCUACGUUCCAAUGGACACCAGCCAACAACUCUCUUCUGCUCAGCUAUGCUGAUUUCUGGUUGUCGUUGACAUUCAGCGGCGAUGCCGAUGGUAACGGCUUCAACUUGGACGUGACGGGUAUGAGCAGAAACAUCAAUCAAGUAUGGAUCAGGUUGGUGGCGCCGGUCGGAGAGAGAAUCUACGGGGGAGGAGAACAGUUCUCCUACUUUAACAUGAAGGGACAUGCUUUUCCCAUCUGGACGCGAGAGCAAGGCGUGGGGAGAAAUCUCAGCACCCUGGCCACGUUUUUUGCUAACAACCGUGAUUGCGGUGGCGGGGACUACCACACCACCUACUUCCCUCAACCAACUUUCAUCAGCACACGCAAGUACUACUUUCAUUACACCGGAAGUAACUACGCGAAGCUCGAUUUCAGUAACAAGUUCCACGAGAUCUCGUUUUACGAGACUCCAAUCAGUACAAUGAGGUUUGCUACAGCCUCCUCUAUGAAGAAUCUUGUCAGCGGAUUGAUAUCGAUGUUGGGUAAAGUUCCUGAACUACCGGACUGGAUCUAUGAUGGCGCUGUCAUCGGUGUUCAAGGUGGCACUCAAAAGAUGAUGGAUUAUAUAAAUUUGGCGGAAGCUCAUGGUGUAAAGGUAACUGGCGUAUGGAUACAAGAUUGGUCCGGAACUAUUCACACCUCAUUCGGACAGAGAGUGUUCUGGGACUGGAAGUGGAACCCCGAGAAGUACCCAGGUCUCGACAAGACUAUCAACACACUCAAGGCCCGCGGCAUCCGAGUCUUCGUGUACGUCAACCCGAACCUCAAUGCUAAUGGAACGUUGUUCAAGCAAGCAGACGCUAAGGGCUACUUUAUCCAGAACAAGGAGGGAAAGACGCUGGUGCAGAACUUCGGGGAGUUCUUCUGUGGCACCAUAGACCUGACAAACCCUGCAGCCUUCCAGUGGUACAAGAACGAGAUACUGAUCAAGAAUGUGAUAAACUUUGGGUUUGGUGGCUGGAUGGCCGACUUCGGGGAGUACACCCCAGCGUAUGCCACGUUACACAACGGCACAGCUACGAUGCGGCACAACGAAUGGCCUACCUUGUGGGCCCGAAUGAACCGCGAGGCUCUACAGGAGACGGGCACUGAAGGCGAUAUUGUGUUCUUUAUGAGGGCAGGAUUCACAGGAACAGGGAACUACAGCGUCAUGAUGUGGGCUGGGGACCAGAACGUUGACUUCAGUUAUGCAGAUGGACUCGCCUCCACCAUACCCGCUGCCCUAUCGAUGGGAAUAACGUCACACGGACUCACCCAUUUCGACAUAGGGGGCUACACUACCUCACAGGCAAUGGGACUGGUCCGGACUGAGGAGAGGUUGCUGCGAGGGGCAGAACAUGCAGUGUUUGGGCCCAUGUUCCGAACUCACGAAGGUAACCAACCAACUGCCAAUGUUCAGUUCUACACCAACAAGUGGAUUACUCUCAAGAUAGCCCGUCUCUGUCAAAUGUUCACCCUGUUGAAAAACUACAGCAAAAGUGUUGUCCGCGUGACGUCACAGACAGGAAUCCCUGCUCAGCGCCCUCUAUUCUUAAACUACGAAGAUGACGUAAUGACGUAUGACGUCACUUACCAGUACAUGUACGGAGAUGACCUUUUAGUCGCGCCAGUAUUUUUAGCCAAUCAAACAACGUGGGACGUCUAUCUGCCGAAUGACCCAAGUUCCACAUGGCUCUUCCUUUGGUCUGGCAAGGAAUACCCUGGAUCACAAACGGUCAAGGUCGACGCCCCGGUAGGUCAGCCCCCUGUGUUUUAUAGGAAGAUAUCCCCAUAUGCUUCUGUCUUCCAGCGGAUGGGGAACCUCUCUCUAGUGGUGACCCCAUCCACCCCUAAACCUACUGGCCACCCGAGUCACACGACCACCCACACAACGUGCUCGGCGGGAUUCAUUACAUUUUCAUUCCUGUUAGGACUUUUGUCUUUGUUCUUUGCCCUUAAAGCUCUGUUUUGAAGAUGCCCAUUAGGGGAAAAUAGUUGAUACAUGCGUUGACCCUUUGAGGACGUGCAGAUGCAAUAUAAUCAUGAUCAUAUUGACUAGUCAGGAACGUCUGGUUGUGGGGUCGAAUCUUAAAUAUGACCCUCUUAUGUUUCUUUGUUUGUGAGCACCAUACCGGCGCUACUUUUUUUUGUGUCAAAGUUUUUAUAAUUUUUAAAAUUAUAUUUUAGCAUUUUUGUUAGUUUUCUUAGAGAAAGGACAUUUUUACGUUGUUGCGUCAAGACAUAAUCCUUUCAGAUGGAAGCAAAAGGGUUUGUUCAUUAUAUCCAGAGAACAAUCAUAUUAUGAUGCAACGCCCAAGACAAAAUACAAACAAUCAGUAUUUUGUAUUUAUGCUAUAUAUGAUAUUGCUGAAAAGAUCGAGCAUGUACACCAAUAAAGAAUACGUUAAUAGUCCGGAACCCGUUUACCCGGAAUUUCCACAUUCCGGAUACUUCCGAUAGGAACGCAUCCUUGGAUACAAAGGGUAAAGCCCUGUACCACUGAUUCGUUCAUCCGGAUCAUUCGAUGUGUGUGUAUGUAUGUAUGUAUGUAUGUAUGUAUGUAUGUAUGUAUGUAUGUAUGUAUAUACGGAGUAAUUGGCUGGGAAUGGUAUCGUUAGGGUUAGUGGUACUUAACUGUACUUAAUGUAGCAGUAUUCUGUUUUCCUGAUUGAGCUCUGUCUCAUUUAAUGAUUAUUCGCGCAUGUGUAUCGUUAUUGAGAGAGCUAGAGGGACUACCAUAUGACGAUGAGGGAAAGCGAGGUACCGUGCUUGAAUCUGUAUGUACAUUGAUAUCAAGGUCAUUUGAACGGCUUCGUUCUCAUUGACAUCACUUUUCAGGAAAGGGGGGAUAUUAAUCUAUGUAUUCGCAUACAUAUAUACAGUGAUCCCCCCAAAAGGAGCUCCAGGAAUGAGGGAUUUCCUUAUUAAUGAUGUGAUUGGAGAAACGAAUAAAAACACAAUCCUAACUUUCACACUUUAACAUAGACUUACGACCUAGCGCUAAGACGAUCGUAACUUUCACACUUUAAAAUAGACUUACGAACAAGCGCUAAGAUCACUUUGUGGAACAUGGCUCUGGACGUAGAACGUAAACGGGACUGUUCUGCAAGUUUGCUGUCUGUUCCGUUAUUUCUUUCCAUCAGUAUAUUAUGUAAAUACACGAAAGAACAAAAUCUAAGUAAUCGCCCCAUGCCUUUUAUUUUUCAUAAGAUAACGCUAUUACAUUAAAUGUGUGUUUUUGAUUAACAAAUGACACGAAUGCUUUUAAUUUUUUCAAUAUAUGUACACAGAACACCACAAGACAUCAAUAUUUAACAUGGAAGCAUGCUACACAGGGCAAUGAAUGUAUAACCAAUGUGAAGUAGUGUGUUUUAAUUAUCUAGUUGUUUUUUUUA